ACAGCCAAGAAAGAUGGUUGUGGUUAUCCCCUUUCUGUUGCUCUUAUUCUUCUCCCUUGGUGUCUCUUCUGCGCAAGAAGACGCUCAGAAGUUUGGCUAUCUUUCCCUCACGAGUGACGACAAUCCGAAUCUUCUCGUAGAAUCACCUCGCAGCAUCAUUGCAGCCUGCAACGGCUGGCUCGACACCAGUCACUGCGCAAUCAAACAGGACCUGUCACGAGGAUUGAUACUACACUAUACGUUCGACAAUGCGAGCAAUCUAGCUCAGGAUUCGACCGAAAAUGGCUACGACGGGAACGUCGUCGGCCUGUUGACGCAAACCACGGGUGUGAUUGGGUCCGGGGUCUACUUUAACGGCACAUUCAGCGACAAGAAAGAGCAUCACUACAUUGAGCUACCCAAUGUCGUCAACACACGUGCCUACACUGUAAGCUUGUGGGCCAACUUGAGCGUUCCGGAAAGCCACAACAGUCUGUUCAUGCUUCACGGAGGACAAGGGUUUCAGAACUCAAACGGAGAGCUACGAUAUAAUUGGCCGGCGUCUAAUCUGUGGAUCUUUACUAGUCACGGAAAACUGGCGGUUAUUCAAGCACGAGUGGACCUUCGAUACGUUGACUUUCCGCUACCUGUCGGCAGUACCGUACCUGACCUUGUACCUCGAAUGAGUAAAUCUCCCUUACUGGUUACCUCCUCUUGGCAUCAUAUUGCUGUAACGUUUUCUGAAGGACGUCUUAGUGCUUAUGUCGAUGGCUAUUUGGUUUACGAAUUCAUCAACGUGAAUUCGGUUCCAGUGACGCCAAAAUCUCAACGUGUGUACGUUGGAGAUUGUUUGUGUCAGCAUACAAGCCAUCCCGAUUCUUACGAGAUCAAAGGAACCCUAGACGAUCUUCGCGUUUACAGUCGUGCAUUAAGUUCUGUCGAGGUAAAGCAGUUGGUCAUGCAAGCACAGAUGUCGUGAGAACAUCAGAGUUCAGUGAAACCGUGUUAGCAUGUUUUUUCGUUGUCGAGAUGGUGUAGGACCGACCUAUAGCUACACGUUGUUCCUCCUAGAGUAAUCUGUACUAGCAAAUUGUAUUUCUUUGUCGUGUCUCACAGUGUUGCACACGCAGCUCAAUAAAUCAGUAUACGGGCAAUACUGUAGAGUUGCUGGUGCGUUUCAUUCAGACAUGGUAUGUUACUUAGACUGUCUUUUAGAGAUUACUGGGCAUGGAUAGAUAGAGCUGUUGAUAUCCUUAUGCGAUAGUAUCAGGGGUGGCAGAAACUUUUUGGAUUGGGGGGCUAACAGACUGCCGUCAUUUUUAUUUUAAUUAACCGAAU
Molecule: messenger RNA, 1317 nt
Organism: Corticium candelabrum
Lineage: Eukaryota; Metazoa; Porifera; Homoscleromorpha; Homosclerophorida; Plakinidae
Exons: 1
Coding region: 14-958 (314 amino acids)
Source: RefSeq, a predicted model, not a curated record